CCCUCCACUGUUGUGCGGUCCCCGCUCUCCGCUCACCCUCUCUCAGUGCGGCCCCACGCUGGCCCGCCCCUCCGCAGACGUCCGGUCCCCUCUCUUCCUCCCCAGGCCACGCCCUUCGCGUAAUUUCUUACUAACCCGGAAGCGGAUUUCCGGAAGAGCAGGUAUCGCUCGCUUUGCCUCCUGUUGCUUGGACUAUAUGAGUGAAAACCCAGAAGACAGAAUGGAAUCACAAGAAUCAGUGACCUUUGAGGAUGUAGCUGUAGACUUUACCCAGGAAGAGUGGACCCUACUGGACUGGUCCCAGAGAAAACUCUUCAGAGAUGUGAUGCUGGAGAACAUAAGUCAUCUAGUCUCAGUUGGCAAACAACUCUACAAAUUAGAUACAAUUUUCCACUUGGAACAAGGAGAGCAACUUUCCACAGAAGGGAUAGGUUUGCUGCAAUGCCAGAGUCUAGAUAGGGAAGAUGAUCUUAAAAAACAAGAAAUAAUAUUCAUGCAACAUAUCUACAAGAAGGACACGACAUUAAUCAGUGCAAUGAAAUCUCACACCCAAGAAGAUCCUUUUGAAUGCAAUGAUUUGGGAGAAAAUUUUACUGAAAUAUUAACGUGGACUCAAUAUGUGGUACCUAAAAUGGGAAAGAAUCCCUAUAUUGGCAACAAAUGUGGACAAGACAGCAGUUAUUUGACAUCCAUUAAUAUACAUAAGCAGAGUCAUGCUACAAGUAAACCAUAUGAAUGUCAUCAAGGUGGGAAUGCCUUUAUUCAAAGCUCUGCCCUUAGACAACCCAAUAAUACUCAAAAUGGAGAGAAAACAUUUGAAUGUCAUGAAUGUGGGAAAGCUUUUGGAAAAAGUUCUAACCUUAGGCGACAUGAGCUGAUUCACACUGGAGUGAAACCGCAUGGAUGUCGUCUAUGUGGGAAGGCCUUCACUCAUUGUUCUGACCUUAGAAAACAUGAGAGAAUUCACAGUGGAGAGAAAUCAUAUGGAUGUCAUCUGUGUGGGAAAGCCUUCAGUAAGAGUUAUAACCUUAGGCGACAUGAGAUGAUUCACGCUAGAAAAAAACCUCAUGAAUGUCAUCUAUGUGGGAAAGCCUUCACUCAUUGUUCUGACCUUAACAAACAUGAAAGAACUCACUUUGGAGAGAAACCAUAUGGAUGCCAUCUAUGUGGGAAGACAUUCAGUAAAACAUCUUACCUUAGACAACAUGAGCGAACUCAUAACGGACAGAAACCGUAUGAAUGUCACCUCUGUGGGAAGGCAUUCACUCAUUGUUCUCACCUUAGAAAACAUGAGAGAACUCACACUGGAGAGAAACCAUAUGAAUGUCAUCUAUGUGGGAAAGCCUUCACUGAAUCUUCUGUCCUUAGACGACAUGAGAGAACACACACUGGAGAGAAACCGUAUGAAUGUCAUCUGUGUUGGAAAGCCUUCACUGACUCAUCUGUCCUUAAACGACAUGAGAGAACUCACACUGGGGAGAAACCAUAUGAAUGUCACCUAUGUGGGAAAGCUUUCAAUCACUCUUCUGUCCUUAGACGACAUGAGAGAACUCACACUGGUGAGAAACCAUACGAAUGCAAUGUAUGUGGGAAAGCCUUCAAUAGAAGCUAUAACUUUAGACUGCAUAAGAGAAUCCACACUGGAGAAAAACCAUAUAAAUGUUAUGUAUGUGGGAAAGCCUUCAGUAAAUAUUUUAACCUUAGACAACACGAGAAAACACAUGUAAAGGUAAUAAAUGCAGAAGAUUCACCACCUAUAGCUUCAAACUAUAAACACACUUGAGGGCCCAAACACCUAAGAAACACUUUGUAUUUCUUACGUAUGGGAAAGUACGUUUGUAUUUCUUACGUAUGUACGUAUGGGAGAGCCUUUAUUCAUCCUUAUGACUUCACUCAACUGAAGUUAAUCCAAAAUGGGAGAGAAUCCAUAUAUGGGCCAUCUGUAUGACAAAGCCUUUAGAUAAUGGACUGACCUGGGAGUCAAUAUAUGACCUGGGAGAAUGUAAAUGAAGUGAGUGUGGAAGAAUUUUCAUCCACAGUUCUGUUAAAGUGGAGAAGUCACAUGUCAGAGAUAAAUCUGUGUCAGUAAUCAAUGUAGACAUACUUUUCAUUUAUCCUUUAAAUAAAUUGCACAGGAAAGAUUCUAGAUCAGUAAUCACUUUGUACUCAUUCAAUUGAGCAACACACUUGCAUGCAGAAGAAAACUCAGUGAUGUGUAUCUGCUAAACCAAGAAAUAAGUGGGAAAGAAUCAUUACUGGGAAGACGAGAAUUUUGUUGCCAAAGGGUUUUGUUCAGUGAGAACUAGGACAUGAAAGUGGCUGAAGACAUUUUGGAGUAUCCUAUUUCCUGAGUGCCUCAUAUACUUACAAUAAUCUCUGUAGUGACAAAAAACACUGGCAAAGCUGAAAGCAGAAGCAAAGACAAUCUGACCUUGCCUAUAUCCCCAUCACAACAGCUACAAAUCCACAAAUCACCAAGAAUGAGACCUGGGAGUCCCAGCACCUCCCACAUGCAAAUGCAGAAAGCUAGGAAAGUAGUUGGUGCUUCUCUACUGCCAGGAUAACAAGAGAAGGCCAAGUCAUUAGUACUCAUUUGAACAUGAUUAGUAAUCCUGCUUCACAAGUAGCAAAAAAGAGAAUGUAGAUGCUUAUUAAUUUAUAAUAUUAUUAUGAGGGAGUAUGCAAUGCCCUUUUCAAUCCCCCACUUUAUUUCUGUUCUUUGGUUUGAAUAUUAUAUAUUGUUGUGUCCUCAAACUGACUUUUGUUUUCAGUGUGUAAAGUCUAUUAAACUCCAUUAAUGUAGGAGGACAUAGUUUCUGAAACCUAGAACUACUAAAUUUCUCCAUCUUUUCAUGUUUCUUAUAACUUCUUUUUAGUGUAAUAUAAAAUUUUCCUAACUCCAGUCUCAAGAUACAUGUGGAUUUGUUCAUUUUGUCUUUUUUAUUUUUCCAUUACCUUUCCUGUUUUGCAAUGGUCUGUUUUUUUUGUUGUUUUUUUGUUUGAUUGAUUUCACACGUGGUCUUAAAAAAAGGAAGGGGCUGAAGUUGAUAUUGUUUUACCUAGAGAAGUUUAUUAUUCUCUUACAUCAUUUCUUCCAUUCAGGAAUUGAAAUAGUCAUAAAAACGGGGCACCUGGGUGGCUCAGCUGGUUAAGCAUGCAACUCAGUUUCAGCUCAGGUCA
Molecule: messenger RNA, 3180 nt
Organism: Prionailurus viverrinus (fishing cat)
Lineage: Eukaryota; Metazoa; Chordata; Mammalia; Carnivora; Felidae
Gene: ZNF596
Product: zinc finger protein 596
Exons: 6
Coding region: 197-1783 (528 amino acids)
Biological process (GO): regulation of transcription by RNA polymerase II
Cellular component (GO): nucleus
Molecular function (GO): RNA polymerase II transcription regulatory region sequence-specific DNA binding; DNA-binding transcription factor activity, RNA polymerase II-specific
Source: RefSeq, a predicted model, not a curated record